GCAAUGGAAACGACGCCGUUCAAUUCUCUGAUUCCAUUUUAGCGGGUUUAGAUUUUGUAACAGGUAGAAAAGGGUUUUUAAGUUUCUUCUUUUUCAGUUGGAGAGCAAAGAUGCCUUCAAUGGCGCAAACCCAAAAGCCCAACGGCAACCUCUCCUUUAACCACACCAAUAACAACAACAAUAACAACAAACCCAACUUCUUUUCUAGGAGACAAAAGAUUUUAGAGCAGCGGAAGUCCCUUCCUAUUGCUUCAGUUGAGAGAAGACUUAUUGAGGAGGUUCGAAAACAUGAUAUUUUGAUUAUUGUUGGUGAAACAGGAAGUGGGAAAACAACCCAGAUACCUCAGUUUUUAUUCAAUGCUGGGUUCUGUCGUGAUGGGAAAUGUAUUGGGGUAACGCAGCCUAGGCGUGUUGCUGCUGUUACCGUUGCAAAAAGGGUAGCUGAUGAAUGUGGUGUUGAGUUAGGCCAGAAAGUUGGGUAUUCUAUUAGGUUUGAGGAUGUCACUUCUAGCUCAACAAGGAUCAAGUACAUGACAGAUGGAUUACUUCUUAGGGAGGCACUUUUGGAUCCUUAUCUUAGUAGGUAUUCAGUGAUAAUUGUUGAUGAAGCUCAUGAGAGAACUGUCCACACUGAUGUAUUGUUGGGUUUACUGAAAAGGGUACAAAACGUGAGGUCCAAAUAUAUAAAAGACCACACUAGUGUUGGUCAUAAGAGGGCAAGCAAUGGUGCAAUAUUGGAGAAAGAAAAUGCGGAUCCAUCCAUCAGUAUUUUAAAGCAAUGCCAGGGAAGAAAAUUAACACCUUUGAAAGUAAUCAUAAUGUCUGCCAGCUUGGAUGCACGUGUUUUCUCUGAAUACUUUGGUGGUGCAAGAGCCGUUCACAUUCAAGGGCGACAGUUUCCAGUGGAUGUAUUUUAUACUGUUGAUCCCCAGACAGAUUAUUUAGAUUCAGCUAUUGUCACCAUAUUCCAGAUUCAUUCAGAGGAGGCGCCUGGUGACAUUCUUGUAUUUUUGACUGGGCAAGAAGAGAUUGAAUCUGUUGAAAAACAAAUCCAGGAGAAUUUAAAACAAUUACCUGAAGAUAGGCGAAAAAUAUCAACAGUUUCUAUAUUCUCAUCUCUUCCUUCAGAACAGCAAAUGCGAGUUUUUGCACCUGCUCCUGCAGGGUUCCGUAAGGUUAUACUGGCAACCAAUAUUGCGGAGACAUCAGUGACAAUUCCUGGAAUUAAGUAUGUUAUAGAUCCUGGAGUUGUUAAAGCACGCUCCUAUGAUCCAGUCAAAGGGAUGGAAUCGUUGAUUAUUGUUCCAACCUCAAAAGCACAAGCAAUCCAGAGAAGUGGACGUGCAGGGCGUGAAGGACCUGGGAAGUGUUUCCGUCUCUACCGAGAGAGUGAGUUUGAGAAGCUUGAGGAUUCAACCAAGCCUGAGAUUAAGCGGUGCAACCUCUCGAAUGUCAUUUUGCAACUUAAGGCCCUUGGCAUCGAUGAUAUAUUUGGGUUUGACUUCAUAGAGAAACCCUCAAGGGCAGCUAUUAAAAAAUCAGUGGAGGAGUUGAUCUUGCUAGGCGCUUUUACAGAUGAAUACAAACUAUCAGAUCCAGUUGGUCAUCAAAUGGCUCGGCUUCCAUUAGAUCCCAUUUAUUCUAAAGCUCUCAUCCUAGCUAGCCAGUUCAACUGCCUGGAAGAAAUGUUGAUUGCUGUUGCAAUGCUCUCAGUAGAAUCUAUUUUUUAUGAGCCACGUGAGAAGUUAGAUGAAGCAAGAACUGCAAAGAAAUGCUUUGCAAGUCCUGAGGGAGACCAUCUCACUUUGAUUAAUGUAUAUCGAGCAUCUAAUGAGUUAUUGGAGAAAAAUUCAGAGGUUGGCAAGGAAAAGCGUAUAAAAAUUCUCAGAAAAUGGUGCAAGGAAAAUUUUAUCAAUAGCCGUUCUUUAAGACAUGCCCGUGACAUCCACAGUCAAAUCUGGCGACAUGUUGAACAGAUGGGCCUUUGUAUUUCUUCUUGUGGAGAUGACACACUUCAGUUCCGCAGAUGCCUUGCAGCUGCUUUUUUCCUCAAUGCGGCUUUGAAGCAGCCUGAAGGAACAUACAGGUUGACGAAGGGAAGGCUUUUUCCAUUCAUGAACAUUGGCAUCUCUGCUGAAGCAAUCCAAACUGCAGAUCUCAAGAAGUUGACAGCAUAUUUGAGUUGAUAGUAGGACUUACAGUUUACCAACUCCCUCCACAUGACAGGCUAGUUUUUACCAGUUUUAGUUGUUUGUAUUUUCUUCAUACAAUCACAUUCCUCUACCUGUAAAGUUACAAAGCCAAUUGGCUGCCUGCCCCUCGUGUAGUUGUUGCUCCUCAUUUUAGAAUCAAGAAUACCUGUAAAGCCUUAAGAGUAUUGAUUAAACCUAGUUUGCUUGAAUCAUAAAUAUUCUUAUUAUUAUUUUUAA
Messenger RNA from Durio zibethinus, 2429 nucleotides. Its product is annotated as RNA helicase family protein. Gene Ontology annotation, biological process: positive regulation of transcription by RNA polymerase I. Gene Ontology annotation, molecular function: helicase activity; ATP binding; double-stranded RNA binding. NCBI's taxonomy places the organism in Eukaryota, Viridiplantae, Streptophyta, Magnoliopsida, Malvales, Malvaceae. The record is from RefSeq and is a predicted model, not a curated record. Gene Ontology annotation, cellular component: nucleolus; intracellular anatomical structure.